Molecule: messenger RNA, 773 nt
Organism: Medicago truncatula (barrel medic)
Lineage: Eukaryota; Viridiplantae; Streptophyta; Magnoliopsida; Fabales; Fabaceae
Exons: 3
Coding region: 161-646 (161 amino acids)
Biological process (GO): regulation of DNA-templated transcription
Cellular component (GO): nucleus
Molecular function (GO): sequence-specific DNA binding; DNA-binding transcription factor activity
Source: RefSeq, a predicted model, not a curated record
GCCAUAGCUUAUUUUUAUCAAUUCCAAUCCAAUUGCAAGAAUCCAAGACACCACACUCCAAUUCACCAACUAUAAAUAUCAUACAGGAGUUAAAGUAUUCUCACACUUCAACAUUCAGAAAUCACGAGAUAGAAACACCGGUAAACAUAAUAAUAAAGUAAUGGCUUGCAAGGUGCAGAAAAGGGUAGUAGUAGCACUGCGCAGAAGACUUCACAUUCUGCGUUUCCGUACCAACUCCAACAACAACAAUAUACAAAAGCUAAAGCUCGCACUGGAAACUGUCAAAAGGGAGUAUAAAAACUUGAUAGCCACGAGAAGAUGCUACAUUAGCCUACUAAAUAAUGUCAACAAAGAUAACAAGGAUGUUAAAAUAGAUAAAAUAAGGGCAGGAACAUUUAUGGUGAAGGUCACAUGUGAAAAAGGAGGUGACAAGUUGGUUUCUAUUCUAGAGGCCUUUGAAGAUAUUUGUGUGAAUGUUCAACAAGCAAGAGUUUCAUGUAAAAAUGAGUUUUCCAUUGAAGCUAUUAUAGUGGCUGAGGAUCAAACUCUUGAUGUUACAUAUAUUACUCAAGUGCUUCUAAAAGCUAUUGGAAAUCAGAGUAGUGAAAAGGGUUCUGAAGUGCUUGACAACUUCAACAAAUUGUGAAUUUUCCAAGUCCAUUAAUUUGUUUAACUCAACCGGUUUUUACUUAUUUCAUCUUGCUCUGUUAUAAAUAUGUAACACUGUUGUUGUCUUGUUGAACGACGUUGGAAUAAUAAAUAUUGUUUCGAAA